Messenger RNA from Amoebophrya sp. A120, 6670 nucleotides. Lineage: Eukaryota; Dinophyceae; Syndiniales; Amoebophryaceae. The record is from the annotation of a GenBank genome assembly.
AUUCUGCAUGUAAUUUCGCAUCUACUAUCUAUAUCACACAUUACUUACCCUUAUCAUGUUCCAUUCCUGAUGGCCCGCUUCGGUUGAAAGGGUAGUGGUACUAGACUACGGUAGUCGUGAAGAAAAUGAGAGCGCAUCAAGAAGUGAUGAAAAUUCAAAUCGAGGUUUUAUUGAAACAACUACUUCAAGAACUCUGAGUAGAAGCAUCUUCAAAUUAUGUCGGAGCUGAUUGGAUCCCCCUUCGUAUCCCCAGAGGAUCUGAACAUCCCGCAGCUGGUGUUUUUAGGCCUGGUCUAUGCGUACGUUCUGUGCAAGGCCAGCGAUACCAUCUCGGAUGGCUCAGAACUUCUUCUCCUAGUGCCGGCCUUCGCCAAUGUAGUAGGGUCCGUGGUUCUACCGGUGCUGGGCGCAGUUCCGGACGGAGUUAUGGUAGAUAUUCAAUUCGUUUAAUAUGCUGGAUUCACUUGAACUUGAAGUUCGAACAUUUUUCACCAGCAUACCAGAACACAGGUUGUUACUCACGCGCAAGAUGGCAUCUUCAGCGUCUGUGUCACGAAGUUGCUUUGCGCAGAAGCAAGUCUUUGUUGUUGAUCCUGCAGCUAGGAGAUAUCGAUGUCACAACGAACUUUGACUUUGUAAAAGUCGCUGGGGUUCUUCUUGUACUCAAUAUUUAUUAGCGCAGGAUCAUGUAAGUGGGAUUUUCACAUUCCCAUUUUCGGCUCGAAACUACAGGUUCUCGUUUCCGGGGUCGGUCCGAGUGCUGCGGAAGAAAUUUACGUAGGUGUGGGUACCCUUGCGGGGUCAACCGUGAUGCUUCUCACGAUUGCAUGGUGGGUUUCCGUGCUGGGCGGCAGAGUAGACUUCGUCGACAAGGAGAAUGGAAUUCUCAACUACAAGAAGCCCGCUAUGAGAAUGCACAACGAAGACCCCCGCUUUAUUUUCCCCUCACUUGAAGGUGGGCAUGAGCAUGAGCAGCAGCGCCAGGAGCCGUGGCAGACACAGAAGUGUUGCUUUUGCAUGACACAACAGGCUCUCCAUGCGCAAAUUUGGUCGAGCUUGUCACGCAAUUUUGCAUUUGAAGCGGAAGCAAAUAGGAAGAAGAGCAAAUGAGUUGUGUGAAGAGAGGGGGGGAGAAUUGUGCACUCUGAUACGCGCAGGCGUGAGCAGUGACAACUGGGAAAAGUUUACCGGAACCACCCUCUUCGACGGGGCCGUCGGCUGCUAUGGCGUUCUCAAAUGUUACAUUCUCAACUGUUACAUGAUUUGUCAUGCAAAAGCACCAUGAUCAUCUACACGAUCAAGCUGUUCUGCAUGACAAAUCCUGGAAGGGCCAAACAGGAUGACAAUCUCUGCCAAAUCUGUUAUGCAAGACGCGUAAUGCCCCCCCUCUCACUUUUCCCAUUCUUGCAUCACAACUCCAUGUAAGUAACAGUUGAGAGUGUAACAGUUGAGAACGCCAUAGCUGCAAGCCCACAAUUAAGGAAAACUGCAUGUACAUGUUCGGAACCUUGGUACCGGCAAUUCUAGUCCAGGUACAGAAAUCGACCGCGUUAUUUCAACUUUUGUUUGUUCUUUUAUUUCUGCUGUGGAAUGGUCGUUUUUCUUUUUCUACAAUUUAGCGACUUUGAUGGCAUGGAGAAAUAUUAUAGCCAGUACAUGUUUUUUUGUCGACGUUGAUGUUGAUUGUGGUUGCAUUUUCUAGCCAUGUAGUAAAAGUCAGCAAGUACCUAUGAUUCUAGCCACGUACUAGAAGAUAACAAAACAACCUCUACAACAGUGCGCCGCGUUCGCGCGCAAUUACUACGAGGAAAAGGGCAUUAUAGACUACGAGCAAGGACAGCAGCUGCAGGACUACGCAGUCUUGGUGGCUUUUUGUCUCGCCGUGUGCGGGUUCGCGUGGUAUCUUUAUGGACAGUACCAGGGAGCCCAGGAGAACGACGUGGUCGAGGCGAAUAUCCUCUGUAAAAACAUGCCCACGGCCCCGUAGUCAUUGUACCAAACAAAUCAAGAAGUUCAAGUUUUGCUUGCUCUCGGUUCUCUCGCGGCAGUGUGGUCCUCGUGGUUCUUAGCUAGUGCAGCCGAAGAAUCGCAUCAAGUAGGCCAUCGUAUCCUGAUUACAGCAUGACACAAAAUUAUGGGGAACAACAUUAGAAACUACUCCUAAUGGCGCUAUGCAUGAGAGGCAUCCAUCUGGGUAUGAUUCAGAUUCGCAUGUUAGAUACAGGGUGGGAGGUUUUUAUUCACCAUAGCGAAGCAGGUCGACGCCAUCUCCACCGCGAUCAAAACCAACACACUCACACUGGAAGGCGCGUUAGGGGAGGUAGCGCGACUCACGAAGGCGCACAACAAGUCCCUGCAGGCAACCUUUUCGAUAAGAAGCACCGAGCCGUUAUUGAUGGAGCAGGAGAUAUCGCAGAAAAAGACUUUGUAGGUGUAGUCACAAAGAUCAUUCAAAUUGUUUUCCGCUAGUUGUACCCGCAGCACGACGUGCAAAUAUUCUCUGCGUGACCACUUGUCGAUGACAUAGAUUUAGUUGUGCGUGAUGAAAUUAUCUUCAAUCGCGGGAGCAGAUGGAGACCACCAUCAUUCUCAUCAUCGUCAUCGUUCUUGUCUGGCAUAUUGCGGAGGACCUGUCGUGCAGCUAUGCAACAUUUUCAUCCGCAUCAUUGACUUACAGACGGCACCACACUGUUUUUUUCUUCGAUGCGGGACUGCGAAGCACCAGGAACAACUGUAUGAUAGGCUGAAAAGGGUUUUGAGGCCCUACUUAUCAAAUGUAAAAAUGUCUGGGUCUGGAAGAAUGCAACUUGUCAUUCUGAAUCUGAAGCAGGCAGGAAUCUGCGUUGCAUGAUUACCAUAAGUCGUCCAGUUUUGACCAAGUCGGGAGGGAGUUUCUCAUGCAGGAUAGACAUGAGAGAGAUCGCACAGAAUCUGUCAUGCUAGGUCCUGCAUUCCAGACCUCAUGGGUCAGGGAAAAGCUGCAUGACAAAUCGCGCAUUCUUCCAGACCCAGACAUUUUUGCAUUUGAUACUACUUCCGAAAAUACGACACGAAUGGCGACGAUAAGCUAGACUUCGACGAAUUCCGAGUCAUUUGCUCGGAGGUAGAAAAAUAAUAAAAGCGUUCAAAGGACUGAUAGCUUAUUUUUCUUUGAUGAAGAUAUAAUCAAGUAGAACGCUGAACUACGUGAGCUGAGCCUAGUAAUUACUUCGUUUCAUCAUCUAGUACUUUCAACCUGUUGCGUCUUCAAGUUGAAUGACAAAAAUCUGCUAUACUACACAUCAAUCAGGUGUCGUCUUCUGCCACGAAAGAGGCCCAGCACGCAAUAUUUACUAGGAUGGACUCCGACAACAAUGGCUACCUCUGCUUCGGCGAGUUCAUAGAUUGCAUGCUGACGCUGACGAAAAAAGCCCAGCAAUACAACAUCGUGAAACAGGCGGCUGCCGUAUCACAGUACACAACUUCCCCGCCCGCCCCUCAUUUAUAGGUAUGCAUCAAGGUGCAGCUAAGAAAUCCUGGUUUGGAUGCGUUUUCCUGCCUGUAGGUGCAUGUUCACAUGUUCAUCAUGAUCCGGAAGCCCAAACUGCACUACAACAUCCGUGUGUGAGCUUGAUAUUCAUAAAUUCGUGCGCCGUUCGGGACGUGGUUUUUGUUGCUAGAAAUGCCAAUAAAUCAUGAGGGAGAGCGGGCGUUGCGCACUCUCAUACGCGGGGACCCUUCCCCUCGGGCAACCUGGGGUCGGCUCCUUCCCCAUGGGCGCGCCGGGCAACACGUUUGGCAUAAACGUUAUGACCGACAAUAGUAGCGCGAAUACCAGUGACGUGGGGGAUCUGGACAACAUGAGCGUAGAUGGUGGGGGUGGGAACAAAUCCGACGCCGGAAGUAUCCCUUGUAAAACAGUGCCGCACGUACUAGAAAUUGCAUUUAUUCAUUUUCGGAAAGAAAAUAUGGAAUUUAGAUUUUUCGUCCAUUUUUUAGGACGAUUCUAAAGAGCAAAUAAAAGGAAAGCAGAUCUGUCUUGCAUAGCUGCAAUUGGUACGAGUGCGAUACUUUUGCAGAUGAUAGGAAGCUCGGAGAGCGAUGACAAGUCCGACGAUGGGGAGGAUGUAUCAUUCUUGAAAUGCUUCAUUUGUCACGUAAAUGAGCGGCAGAGCUUUUCUGUGAAAUGAAUAAUUAAAUGACUUUCCCAGCACUGUUGAUGCAAAUAAAAUCACUCAUCCAAAAAUCAGGAGGAUAUUCCGGAAGAAUUAGCUCACCUCUCUCCGGAGCAGCAGCAGAGAAGAAUCAAAAUAAAAGCCGCAUGGAUGUUAUGCAUGAUAUGUCUCCUCCUGGGUCUGGGUCUGGGAACGCCUCAUGCGAAGUUGUGGAUGCAGAUCGUAGAAUUAAAAAAUCUCUAGCCACGACGCAUGAAAAGUUGAAGUUUUCGUGUUCAUCUCAUUCUCACCGAAGAUCGCGCUCGGCCAGGCGACGUUGUUCCAAGUUUUGCAAUCUUCCAGACCACCGGGACGACAUAUUUGCAAUGCAUAGAUGUGCUGCGUCGGGACAAUAUUCGUCGUCGCGUUUUCGGACCCAAUGGUAAGUGCAACUUUCUCACUUUUGUGCGGAGAAGAUCUACACUCAAAAAGUGUCCUGCUCGAAGCAGUAAAAAGAACAACUCGCUGGCCUCCUCCAAGUUUAAUACUUGACAGCCAAUAUCCUGUACAGCCAAUAUCUCUACGCGGUUGUACCACUUUCUCAACGAAAAUAAAAAAUUCAAAAUCACCAAGGUCGACGUCUUCAACGAGCUUGCCAAGCGGUCCGGCGUGAAUCCCUUUUUCGUGUCCUUCAUUCUCUCCCUAUCAAAUGCAAAAAUGUCUGGGUCUGGAAGGAUCCGAACUUGUGAUGCGCAUUUUAGAACACAGAAAAAUCUCUCAUGCAUAGUUAGCAAAAGCUGUCGCUGUCCACCUUCUGUCACGAAAAUGGGGGAUUUCUCAUGCGGGUUCGGCAUUGCGGAAGCUUCUCGAAACCUGUGAUGCUAGAGCUCUCAUGCCAGACCUUCUGCGUCAUGCAAAGACAGCAUGACUCUUCCAGACCCAGACAUUUUUACAUGUGAUACUCCCCGCUCGUGUCCAACGCCUCCGAGCUCGUGGCCGCCUACAACUACGCGAAAAAGAAGACGCUCCGGUCCGCCACGAUUUCCCUGUCCACCCUCGAGGGCGCCGCCUGCAUGAACAACACCUUCUGUUUGGGGUGUUUUCUCUUCGUGCUCUACUUUUCCCAUUUGCGGUGGGAGUUCACCUGUGAAAUUGCGACCAUGGUUAUCGCAGAGGUGCUGGUGGGGUACGUAGCCUACACACGGAAAAUCCAUACCAUGAGGGAUGCGCAUUUUAUCGCCAUGCUGUUCCCCCUGUCGCUCGUCUUUGUCUACAUUGGCACCCACGUUCUGGGUUUCAGCUAGGGGCCUUCUGGAACCAUGGUACUGAAUUAAAAACUACAUCGGAACGACACGACUAAAGCCAAAUCUUCUGAUAGUAUUCAACAAACAAAACGUAUAGUAGCAUCUUCAACCCCACUUCCUGGUCACUGAUCUUCGUGUCAAUAGUACCAUCUGUCAGCACUUCUCCGUUAUCUUCCCUAUAUCGUUAUCGGAACAUCAAAAUAUGCGAGUAGCUGUAGUUAUUCAGGUGAGGUGUCGUAUACCUCUCAUGGCGCACCUACUUGCAAUGUGAAUGUACUUUGAGCAACAGCAAGUACGCUGCGACAGUGGAGGAAUGCCCGGGAGGUGUCUCGACGUCGCCAGCAGCACCGUUGCGUGUGUGAGUGGUACUAGUAUGUUUCAACUUCGGUCAACAUGCAUCAUUUUUUAUCUUCAGGUCAAUAGUAUACAUCUAAAACAACCUCUAUCAUGAUUUAUGCAUCUUUCGCCGUGUCGGACCGAGAACAACCUUUUUGUACACCAUUACGCAAGACAAGCGCGCCUGCACCUUUUUCAAUGUAUCAUCAUUGGACAUAAUUUUUACUUCAGCAACAAUUUCAUACGCAUCUGAUCAUUUCUAUUCACGCAUGUAAACCACUUGGGGCGAGCUUUUCGUUUUUUGUCAUAAUAAAUCGGUGAUGACGGUGUGUGACCUCCACGCAGCACAUGCACACCAUGUACAAUUGUCAGUUUUUCCGGGGCGGCGCACGUCAAAAUCAAAGGAAACAUUUCAUCGCAGUGGCGAGAGAUUGGGGCAUCCAGAAAAAACUUGUUCGCCCUUUGGUAAAAAUGGUAGGUUGACGACAGUUGAAAAAUUCGUUUUUUUUUGAAAUAGAUCUUCGCAGACGAAACCAAGAUUGAUAGAUGCUCCAUAGCGCUGUUGGAAACAAAAUCGUUGAUGUUGAAGUCGGAAGUCGUAGCAAUGCGUAUUUGUUCCCGUCGCGUGAGAUAUGAUAGUAAAGAAGAUCAAGUGACGAGGUAAGAAGUAAGUGAGUAGAAGAUGAUGUAGAGCUAAACAGCAAAUUGCGUUUAGUGAGUUUUUCAGUAAACAGGUGAUAGCCGACGUUUUUAUGGUUUCAGCUUAGUUUUCGCUUUUGAUUAUAAUCGACCUGACGGUGACGGCACACACAUAAAUUACGCUUUAUUGCAAGCGCAGUGAACACACCCUUUCUUUCUUUCUUGACAGAAACAUGCUCUUCACUCCUUCCAAUUCCG